Molecule: messenger RNA, 2132 nt
Organism: Xyrauchen texanus (razorback sucker)
Lineage: Eukaryota; Metazoa; Chordata; Actinopteri; Cypriniformes; Catostomidae
Gene: gpkow
Product: G patch domain and KOW motifs
Biological process (GO): mRNA splicing, via spliceosome
Cellular component (GO): spliceosomal complex
Molecular function (GO): nucleic acid binding
Source: RefSeq, a predicted model, not a curated record
ACAACAAACAUGGCGUCGCCGGAGCGGUAUCAGGAUCGCGAAUCGCUGAAGAGUAAUUUUAUUAGCCAAGAGGAUGGAAGCAAAAAACCUGCUCCAAUAUCGUUCGGUUUUAGUAAAACACUUAUUAAGGUGAAACCCGUGAAGGCAGAAGAGCGAGAUUUUUUAACUGAAGUCGAAGGGAAGGAGCUCAAAGGCUCUAAACCGCUGGAGAAUCCCAAGGAGUUGGUCAUCCCGCUGAUCCAUAAGAACCGCUGGAACAGGCUGGAUGCUGGGAAAGAAGACAAGAGCGGCGAGGGAAAGACCAAAGAUCCGUCCCAAGAGGAGGACACGGUGGAAUCUCAAGCUGUCAAAGAACUCAUAGAAGAGUCUCAAAAGUAUCAGGAGAGAUGGAAGAAUGAGUCACAGUCGGAUCCCAACUUUGCCAUUCCUCUUCUGAUGCAGAACCAGGCCCCUCAGGGUUUUGAGGAUGGAGACAAAGUCAACGUGGAAUUGCGACCAGAGUCGUCCACAGAGGCAGACUAUGAUAGUGUUCCUGUGGAGGCUUAUGGGAUGGCGAUGCUGAAGGGAAUGGGCUGGAAGCAAGGAGAGGGAAUUGGACGCACAUUUAAACAAGAUGUAAAGCCCAUAGAGUCUCAGUUAAGGCCUAAAGGGAUGGGUUUGGGUGCUGAUCGCUCUGCUAUUAAAGACCUAGAGCCUGGUCGUCCAAAACGGCCCCCUAAACCUGGUGAAGAGAGAGGGCAGGAAGAGGAGGCUCUGGUCUUGGGACCUGGAGGAUGUGUGCUGGUCCUUGCAGGAGCACACAAAGACCUGUAUGGAAAGAUAGAGGGAUUAGAUCCAGAUAAUGCCAGAGCUGUUGUCAAACUUGCCAUUGGCGGCAAGACGGUGACCAUCAUUCAGCACUCUUUAAAACUAGUCACGCGCAAGGAGUACGAAAAAUACAGCAAAGACUUAAGUCGUCUAAGCAAAGCACACAAAGACAAAGAAAGAGAGAAAGAACGAGAACAGAAAUUAAAUGGCAAAGAUGAGAGAGGAAAAACAGAUCGGGGCAGAGAAAGGGAGAAGGACAGAGCAGAAAAAAGAAAACCCAGAGAAUCAAGUGCAGACAGAGAUAAGCCUCCCCCGGCAAAGGAGUCCCGGCCCUCCCCCCCAGCCCCCUCUUGGCUCCAAAGGGACCUCCGUGUGCGCUUUAUAGAUAAAUCAUUCAAAGGAGGCAAAUACUACAACUCAAAGAUGAGAAUUGAGGACGUCCUGACACCUCACACCUGUGUGUGUCGUACAGAAGAGGGAAGACUGUUAGACGAUGUUAGACAGAAGAUGCUGGAGACCAUUAUACCCAAGCACGACUCCGACUCCAUUAUGGUGGUUCUUGGAGAACACAGAGGACAGGUGGGCCGUAUCCUGAAGCGAGACCGAGAUAAGUGUAGAGUCAUGGUUCAGCUGGACCGUUAUGAAGAACAGGUUUUCACUCUCGACUAUGACGCCACCUGUCAUUAUGUGGGCGGAACAGAACACUGAGAAGCAAAUUGAGAGGCACAAUACAUCUUUUCCCUCCAAUACUCUUCAUUAUCUGUUCUGAUGGCAGAUUGAGUCACAAUUUGCUUUUUCCUAUAUUGCUAUUGACCAAUAUAUCAGAUGUAGUCACAUUUUUAAUACAACCAAGACAUAAUUUAUUUUGGUAGUUGUGUUGUAUUUUUAAAGCAAUCUUAGUCCCAAAUAAGGAGACUUAUUUGAAUAUUAUUACUGUCCAUUGAUACAGAUUGGAUACAAAAAUGUGCAUUUGUCUGGAGUUUAGAAAUGCGAGUGGGAUCAAUUAAACAAAGUUGCAAUUUUUCACUUUAGAUAGUGAUAUUAUGAACAGAGGUAAUUCGUGUAACUGUAAUAUCGGAGUGUCACCAGUCUACCAGUUUGUGGAAAAUUUGUAAUACUUUUUUUAUAUUUUGGCCCAAUGUGAUUAGGGAAAAGAAAAUCUCGCUGCCAGUUCAUUGGGUUGUAAUCUUUCACAACAGUUUAGUUGUUGUCCAAUGAAGAUACCAAUUUCUUGUCAUAAAACCAUUUAUGUACAAAGUAAUGCACAAGCCACUAGACUCUGUACAUGUUAUCUUUUAAUAAUAAAAUCUUGACAAAUUCCUUAA